This is a messenger RNA of Truncatella angustata, 2073 nucleotides long. RefSeq lists its product as uncharacterized. Bases 132 to 1841 code for a protein of 569 amino acids. The transcript has 3 exons. NCBI's taxonomy places the organism in Eukaryota, Fungi, Ascomycota, Sordariomycetes, Amphisphaeriales, Sporocadaceae. The record is from RefSeq and is a predicted model, not a curated record.
AUUCAUGCACAUAAUUCUCCUCAAGCUCACAUCUUCGUCAUUCUGAUAUCGGUUCUGGUGAAGACAAGAUUCCGUCGAACCCAACCUCAGAUAUUGGCCAUAACCUGGAGAAUUUGAAGAUAUAUCUAAACAUGGGCGACCAUUACAUGCACCUCUCCCCUAGCCAUCACACACAGGACGAAUUCUACAACGAAAGUACUCUACAUAUUCGAGCCCAGUCGACUGGACCAUUAACGACAGCUGUUGUAUGCACCACUUCUGACACGAUAAAUACAUAUUCCUCGGUUGCCCCCUUUAGUUACUCUUUGAGCUACGAUUCCUCUCUCCCAACACCAGUAUCUGUCGUCGGCUCGCCAUCUUCGUCGGACAAAGCCUCAAUCAAGAUGGAACACUCGUUCAGCAACACUGGGAUUGAUUCCCAACAACCAACCCCUCCCGGCACCGCACGUCCUACUACUUCAGAUUGGUUCAACAACAACCAGAACCACUCAGCAAUCCGCACUACUCAGUCAUCGUCACCAAUGAACCUCAAUCCUUCCGCGGGCCUCCUUGGAAUGCACGGCCUUGGAAGCACACACUCUUCAGCCCAAACAAACAUCCCAGCAUCAUCUGGAGAUUAUUACUUUGGAUCUUACGGUAUACCGCACCCAGAUCCUCAGGACGAUAUGUCGCCACCAAUAGCUUCUUCAGUUUUGUUCCCAACUACACCUCACGUGAAUCCCUCAGCGCUCCUCAGGAGCUAUCCACUACCUUCAAAUUCACAUGUGCCGUUGGCGCCAGCACCACAAGUACCUAUCCUAGGCUCAACAACUUACCCCGGGGUCCAUGGUACACCAAUUACUCCUAUAGAAGGUAUUAAUCAUUUCGGACCUCUAAUGAUAGGAGUACAUCCUUCACAUAAGAGGAAUCCACGGAAACAGAACAGUAAACGCGGGCAGAUCAGGAAACGGCCACGAGGCAACAUCCGAAGGCAGCUGAGUCGCAAUAAUCCAGAAGAUUUCGACGAAAAUGACGAGGAGCGUUCCAACGACGAGUUUUCCCCUGUUCGUCAUGUAGAGCAAGAGCAAAAGUCACGACCUAAACUUCAGCUCCGUCCUGAUCCAUCAAAGCCCGAAGACAUGUUUGUGUUCAACCUUCGAGAAGAUUUGAUACAAUUCAAGGGGAAAGGUAUGUGGGAUAAGAUUGCAGAAAUAUAUGAACAACAUUAUGAGAAGAAGAACCGUGCCGCUCUUCAAAUGCAGCUUUCAAGAGCAGUUGCGAGGCUUGCCAUCUGGCCUGAGGAAGAGGAUAGAGCUCUUUUAGAAGCCAUUGCGGAAUACGAUAAACGCCGGUACUCAGAUCUCAUCAAGAUUAUGAAAGAGAAGGGUGGAUGCCGCUACUGGGAAUGGAAACCUGAGCAUAUCGCCAAAAGGUUGGCAGAACUUGGCGAAGAAGAAUUCGACCCCGAAACCAAGCCAAAAACGAUCCGGAGGCGUCGCAAGGAGACGCAGCGUCAACGCACACAGCAACCCAACCUUUGGAACCAGCCUAGCCCGCCUUCGGCCAUGUACGACGGACACGGUUUAAGUACGGAGACAAGAAUAAAUUUGACCGCUGAGCAAGAAGAGCAGCUUUUCAGAAACCUCUUUGAGCCUGAGCCUGAGUCCCCUGUUCCCGAGAAUACAGAGAUUUCUGAAUCAACACCACCGUCGCGACGAGUUAGCACUCACCAAGAGCUGAACCAGGCUCAAAGUGAGCGCGUAGCUAAGCAAGCGUGCGACAAAAUGAUUGCGAAACAACAACAACAACCACCACGACAACACGACAACAUGUCAUACUACAACAACCAGUUUGCAGGUUGAGAGGGCCGUCACCAUUUUUCUUAAAGCGCGCUAUUGUUACGUAUUGGUUUUAGAUGAUACCCCUACUUUCCAUAUGCAAUUAGAAAUUUGAUUAUAUAAGAGAAGCUGGAGGUGUCGAAGCUAGCCCGAUAUUUUAUCAGACCCAAAAUCACAGAAUCGAGCCAGCAAAUGGCCCAGAUAAGACGCUCCUUACAUUAAUAGGAGUAUUUCAGUCUGCACACGGAGUUAAGGC